Molecule: messenger RNA, 1440 nt
Organism: Blastomyces gilchristii SLH14081
Lineage: Eukaryota; Fungi; Ascomycota; Eurotiomycetes; Onygenales; Ajellomycetaceae
Product: DNA-directed RNA polymerase III subunit RPC7
Exons: 3
Coding region: 184-963 (259 amino acids)
Biological process (GO): transcription by RNA polymerase III
Cellular component (GO): RNA polymerase III complex
Source: RefSeq, a predicted model, not a curated record
UUGCCAACCAAAGCCAAAGUCUGUCAAAAGCAGCAUUUAAACUGACUUGUGCCAGAGAUAAUAUAUGUUAUUUUUACUCCACUCCAUAAGCCUUUCUUUUGGACUAUAAUAUUACUAUAUGAAUCAUUCCUUCAAUCUCCGUCUUUUGGAAAUCGAGAAAGCUGAAAGAGAGGAGAAAGAAAUAUGUCACGCUUUGGUGCAAACCGGGGCAGAAAGCUGCCUGGUGCUGAGUUCUCGUGGGAUACAGAGGGUGGGGGAGAACCAGAUAACGCACCUACGCCAUUAUUUCCGAAAUACUCAGUACCCAUUGCAAAAUCGCUUACGGAGGAGGAGCGCAGCCAGGUCGACUACUACAGGCAGUUGCGGCAGAUGAUACAUGAUGGACCCUAUUAUACAGUGUUGAGCACGCCGCCGUCAUCACAAAAGGGAGGCGCGGUGGCUGCUCGAAAAGCUCAGUUUGAUCCAUUUCAAGGCAUGGCGACAUACGGACAGAGAUAUUUGAAGAAAACUAGGACAUUGCCAAAACUUUCAGGAAGGCCCUAUGUUAUGAACUUUUUUCCAAAAGAGCUCUGGUCGACCCUUGACCCCAAAUAUGUCGGUUUGCAAGCUGGUGGUGCCAAUGGGUUUGGUUCGCUUUUACGAGGCGGCCAGAAGCGUGGCUUUGAGGAUGACGAGGAGGAUGAAGAUGUCGGUCCGUCUCGGAAGAGAAUAGCAGCUGAUGGAGAAGAGGAUGAAGAAGGAUCAGAGGUUGGCGAGAAACGAAAGCGGGGAGCUGGAGCGGAGGAUGAGGACUUGUUGGAUGAGGAUGAAGAUGGGGGAGAGGAGGAAAUUGUGGAUGAUGAUUUCGAAGAUGAUGAGGAGGAUAUGGGCGGAGAUUAUAACGCAGAACAGUAUUUCGAUGGUGGGGAUGAUGACGGAGAUGGAUAUGAUGGAGGUGGAGAGGGGGAUAAUGAUACGUAUUAAUGAGUGCUGUUUUUCUCAUUUUUUACUAUGGAUGAUGAUUCUCCUCUAUUUAUCUCGUUUAUCUCGUUUCUUUCAAUUUUCUUCAUAUAUGAUACCCGUUUUUCUUUUCUUUUCAUGGAAUAUAGCCAGAUAUGUACAGUAGUGUAUAUCAGAUGGGAUAGCCGGGCUCGAUCAUAACAAAAUGUUCAUGACACUAUUUUGGGAGAUUCCAAGUCUACGCUUAGGCCUGGCGUUUUCCACAAACCAUAUUCGGUAUGCAGCAUAUUUGAACUUUAAUGUAUUAGCUAUAUGACUUCUUAGCACUGCCACAACUUGUCCUUCAGCAUAAUCACCGCAAGGUAAAGGUUAAAAACAUGCCUCUAGGGGUACAAUAUAUGACCCCUACAGGUAGGUAGACACUUCUUACUGGCCCACUUGCCACUUAUUUGGUAAAUUCGCGCCUAAUAUGAGGGCAUAGAUCUGAAUGAAUGAGCCAAA